Trypanosoma rangeli is the source of this 1974-nucleotide messenger RNA. Its product is annotated as coiled-coil domain protein. The transcript has a single exon. Gene Ontology annotation, biological process: regulation of cilium movement; axonemal dynein complex assembly; cilium-dependent cell motility. Bases 1 to 1974 code for a protein of 657 amino acids. Gene Ontology annotation, cellular component: axoneme; axonemal dynein complex. Lineage: Eukaryota; Euglenozoa; Kinetoplastea; Trypanosomatida; Trypanosomatidae. The record is from RefSeq and is a predicted model, not a curated record.
AUGAUGGUGCCGCUGGAUGAGGAAAGGGAGCAGCGCAUCGCCGAGCGACGACGUCGUGUGCAAGAGCGGUUGAAAAAGAUGUCUGACAUCAACAGUGACGUGCACGUAGCGGUGGGAGCUGACCAUGGCAUGGGCGGUCGCACAGGGUCAGGCGAGGCGAAGGGGAUUGGCGAGGAAUCCGUGCGCAAUGCCCGUCGCGACAUGGCUGAGGCACUCAGUUGUGCCCACAGCGCCGUGACCAGCUGGGAGGUGGAAGUUGGCAAGAACGAGAAUGAGCGCCGCGUGCGUGAAGAGCGUCUCAUAGAUGAGAGACGUCAAAGGCGCCGUGAGGAGUUGGAGGCGAAUGAAAUAAAACAAGGUGCAAUAGAGCUUAAGUUUGAGGCCAUCCACAAAAUCAACGCCCCGCAUGAGCUCCAGAAGUCCCUUGAACAGCAGCAGCAGCAGUGCAAGGAACUGUUGGGUGCCAAGGACCGUCUCAUUGAGGCUUUGCGCGGGCAGUUGGAGGAGCGCGAGGAGGAGUUUGUUGCGGCACUUAGGCGCAACACAGCGGAUGUAAAUAGCCUUGUUGCCGAAAUGCGUGAGCAGACGGAGAGAUACCUCGACGACUACACCAACAAGCUGCGGGAAGUAGAGGGGGCGUACGAAAAAGAGCGAAUGGAGUACCUCUCGCACUGCGAUGAGGAACUUCUGCAGCUUAUGAAGCUGCGUCGUACGCGGGAGACAGAGUAUCGCAAGAAGCGAGAGGACGAGAUUGUGCAGGCGCAGCAAAAAAUGGACGAUAAACACCGCGAAAACUGUGAAGAGUACAAUGAAAUUAAGCGGGAACAUCUAGAGGAAAUUCAUGCGCUCAUGGAGGAGUUGGAACGGUGCAAGGCCGAGUUUCUCCUCAACGGCGAACGACUCAGUUACAACCUGCAGGUUCUCCGUGAGCGGGUCAAGGAAAACAAGAGUGCUCAGGCGAUGCACAAGCGAAAACUGGCGCGGCUGCAGGACACACUUAGCUACCUUGUUGCACGCUACGCGGAGUCCGAGAAGAAGUACCAGCGCUCCAACAAAGAUCUCACCGCUCAGCUUCACCGUGUGGCCAACCAGUACCGUGAUUUGCAAAAAAAAUUUCAAAGGUUUGAAAGGUCAGACAAGGAAAAGUACCAGCAAAUUUGGGCCAUGCAUGAGGAGAAGAACAUUCAGCUCGCAUUCAAGUCUCUGCAGGCUGAUCGUGUUCUCUUCGAGGAGAUAUUAGGGGUACCGUGGAAUCCCCCGCAGCUAAACUACUGGCCCGAAGAUGACGUGGCGGACACAGUGGAGGAUAACGAGGAGGAGGCUGUGAGCAGCGAUGACGAGAUUGAGCUUUCGGAGGAGGCGCUUAUGCUCCUCGCUCUUCUGCAUAAGCAAGCGCCAUUUAUCUCUGACGAGACGGUGUAUGCAGCAAUCCGACAAGUGCAAGAUGUCACAGAGGAGCGUGCCGUGGUGGAGUCCAUUCUUUCGGCACUGCAGGUUCACAAGGACGAGGAGAUGAGUGAUCUGUUGGAGUAUUUUAUGGUGGAUGGUCCCGACGAAACAAGGGCUCUUAUUCGUCCGCAGGAGGCUGUCCGUGCACUUUCGACCUUUCUAACCGAACGACAGCGGGAGAGGAAGCAGCAGGAAGAGGGUCAGAAGGAAUCGGCCAAGCGGAAUAAAGAAUUGACGCGGAUGAAGUUAGAGGAGCGUCGGCGUGUCGCUGAAAAGGAGUACUGGUUGCGCAUGGCGAGCUCAGUCCCAAAGGAGCACCAGCGAGUCUGGGGGGCACUUGAAAAAGGCCUCAAGCUGUACAUUGCCCAACUUCAACAGCGUAAAACUCUGAUUGAAGGCACCGAUUCACUGCGCGCGCAGAAUGCAGAACUGCGUGGGCUACUGAUGCAGUACCUGCAAAGUGAUGUGAACUACCAGCUUUACAUUCCGCCAAAGCUCUUGCUGCAGGCUCGCGCUGCCUCCUAA